Molecule: messenger RNA, 2004 nt
Organism: Durotheca rogersii
Lineage: Eukaryota; Fungi; Ascomycota; Sordariomycetes; Xylariales; Xylariaceae
Product: putative alcohol oxidase
Exons: 12
Coding region: 1-2004 (667 amino acids)
Molecular function (GO): flavin adenine dinucleotide binding; oxidoreductase activity, acting on CH-OH group of donors
Source: RefSeq, a predicted model, not a curated record
AUGAGUCCCCUACCCGAAGAGUUUGACAUUAUCGUAUGCGGUGGUGGCAGCUGUGGAUGUGUAGUGGCUGGCCGUCUCGCGAAUCUUGAUCGCAACCUCAAGGUCCUUCUCAUCGAAGCCGGAGAGAGUAACCUGAACAACCCAUGGGUUUUCAGGCCGGGGGUUUACCCCCGUAACAUGAAACUGGACUCGAAAACUGCGACCUUCUAUGAAGGUCGUCAGUCCAAGUGGCUGGCGGGACGGAAGGCCGUCGUCCCGUGCGCCCAUAUCUUGGGAGGCGGUUCGAGUAUCAACUUCCUGAUGUACACGCGCGCCUCCGCCUCGGACUACGAUGACUUCCAGGCCAAGGGAUGGACGACCAAGGAACUUCUCCCGCUUAUGAAGAAACAUGAGACAUAUCAGCGGGCCUGUCACAACAAGGACGUCCACGGGUUUGAAGGGCCUAUCAAGGUUUCUUUCGGGAACUAUACAUAUCCUAUCAAGGAUGAUUUCCUGAGGGCGGCAGAGUCUCAAGACAUUCCCAUCGUCGACGAUCUGCAGGAUCUGAGCACUGGCCACGGCGCCGAACACUGGCUGAAAUGGAUUAAUCGCGACACCGGUAGACGCAGCGACAGCGCCCAUGCCUACGUCCACUCAACUCGUGCUGUCCAUGACAACUUGUAUCUUGCUUGCAACACCAAGGUAGAUAAGGUUAUCAUCGAGAACGGCAGGGCCGUGGCCGUUCAGACAGUGCCUACCAAGCCACUACACCCCAAUCAACGAAAGACGCGCACCUUCAAAGCUCGCAAGCAGAUCAUCGUCUCUGGGGGCACCCUAUCUUCCCCACUAAUCCUCCAGCGAUCUGGUAUUGGCGACCCCGAGAAGCUGAAGAAGGCCGGUGUUGAACCUAUCGUCAAUCUGCCUGGCGUCGGGCUCAACUUCCAGGACCAUUACCUGACGUUCUCGGUAUAUCGUGCCAAGCCCGAUGUCGAGAGCUUCGACGAUUUCGUCCGGGGUGACCCAGAGAUCCAGAAGAAGGUGUUUGAUGAGUGGGCCUUGAAGGGAACCGGGCCGCUCUCUACGAACGGUAUCGACGCUGGUGUGAAAAUUCGCCCUACCGAGGAGGAACUGAAGGAAUUCGAGUCUUGGCCGACGCCGCAUUUCAACGACGGCUGGAAAUCAUACUUCAAGAACAAGCCCGACAAGCCGGUGAUGCACUACUCCAUCAUUUCUGGCUGGUUUGGCGACCACAUGCUUAUGCCCCCCGGAAACUUCUUCACCAUGUUCCACUUCCUCGAGUACCCCUUCUCUCGGGGCUUCAUUCACGUUAAGUCGGCCGACCCUUACGAGACCCCGGACUUCGACCCGGGUUUCAUGAACGACGAGCGCGACAUGGCGCCGAUGGUUUGGGGCUACAUCAAGUCGCGGGAGACGGCUCGCCGCAUGGACGCCUAUGCCGGGGAGGUCCAAGCCAUGCAUCCCUUCUUCGACUACGACUCGCCUGCGCGUGCCAACGACCUAGACCUCGAGACGACCCAGCGCUACGCGCUCCCCGGCAACUUAAGCGCCGGUCUCCAACACGGCAGCUGGAGCGUCUUCAACCCCCCGCCGUCCAGGAAAGCGGAAGUCAACAUCCUGAGCAGCAACAGGACCUCGGUGCGCGAGGACCUCAAGUACGGCAAGAGGGAUAUUGAAGCGGUGGAGGAGUGGGUUAAGAGGCACGUCGAGAGCACCUGGCACUGUCUGGGCACUUGCUCCAUGGCUCCGAGGGAAGGCAACAGCAUCGUCAAGCACGGUGUUCUUGACGAACGUCUCAACGUCCACGGCGUGCAGGGACUCAAGGUCGCUGAUCUCAGCAUCUGUCCCGACAACGUCGGAUGCAACACAUACUCGACUGCUCUCCUCAUUGGAGAGAAGUGCGCGGUGCUAACCGCCGAGGAUCUUGGGUACACGGGUGAGGCUCUAGACAUGAAGGUUCCGACCUACAAUGCUCCAGGCGAGGUGGCAUUGCCAUUCCGCGUCUAA